Caenorhabditis briggsae is the source of this 1404-nucleotide messenger RNA. The coding region runs from base 1 to 1404 and encodes 467 amino acids. Lineage: Eukaryota; Metazoa; Nematoda; Chromadorea; Rhabditida; Rhabditidae. The transcript is spliced from 6 exons. The record is from RefSeq and is a predicted model, not a curated record. Gene Ontology annotation, molecular function: protein binding.
AUGGCAGAAUGGUGUGCAGAUCAUUUAAGAAAUUGUGAAGGUUGGAAAUCGGCCGGUUUGGAAUUGUCCACUACUAGUGAUGAGAAUGCAAAAUGGUUGGAUGCCUCGAUUCGACAACUGGUUUCUUGGACAGAUUGUGCAAGUUUGGGAGGAUUUCAUGAGACUCUCGUGAAUUUGACCAAAUCAGAUCCGGAGGCUAUAAUGGGUCGAACAUUCCUCGUCAGCCUAGCGGGACUUGGAACCGAAGCAUCUGCUAGAGAUCCAGCAUUUGUGGAAACCAUGAAGAAGCUGGAGUCUGAUGCUGAAAAAUAUGCGAAUCCCCGAGAAAAGCGACAUGUCAAAGCUGCAAUUCUAUGGGGUAGAGGAGAACAUCAUGAAGCCGCUGAUGAAUGGGAUAGUAUUAUCGACGACUAUCCGACUGAUUUAAUUGCUAUCAAGUUCUCACACGAUGCUCACUUUUUCAAUGGAAACUGUAAAGGAAAGAGGGAUGCCAUUGAGAAAAUUAUAAAUAAGUGGAAGCCAGAUUUGCCAAUGUAUAGUUAUCUCCAUGGAAUGUAUGCAUUUGGUCUCGAGGAAUGUGGUUUGUAUGGAGAUGCUGAAACAGAAGCAGAGAAAGCAUUGAGCCUAAAUCGAUUUGAUUGCUGGGCAUCUCAUGCGAAAGCACAUGUCCUCGAAAUGAAUGGAAGACAUAAAGAAGGAAAAGAGUUUAUGUACAGAACAGAAGACGAUUGGAGGAAAGGAUGGAUGAUCGCAACUCACAACUACUGGCACACUGCCUUAUUCCAUAUCGAGUUUGGAGAGUAUGAAGAUGCUCUGUCGAUUUUUGACAGAGAAAUUUCAAAGCGAUUUCUUCGAUCCAAUUCUCUACUAGAUAUGGUAGAUGCGAGUUCAAUUUUGUGGAGAUUAGAGUUGGAAGGAGUCGAUGUUGGAAAGGAUCGAUGGAGGAAGUUGGAACAUCUCGCAAAAUAUAUCGAUAAUCAUUCAAUUGUAUUCAAUGAUGUGCACUUGGGAGUUGCAUUGUAUAGACAGGACGAUCUGGAGACAGAGAAGAAUUUGAGAGAUUCAUUGGAAAAAUACACGAACAUCCUCUCCGAAGACAACGCAAAAAUCAGCAAAGAGAUUGGAAUGCCUUUAUACGACGGAAUGCUAGACUACGCUCGUUGUGACUACGACACAGCAGCUGAAACGAUGUUCCCAAUUCGAGACAAAGUUGUUCAAAUUGGAGGAUCUCAUGCUCAACGCGACGUGUUUGUCCAGACCCUUAUCCAGUCCUGUAUAAUGAGCAAAGAUCCAAAGAAUUGGAGUUUGACUCCUCAACUUUUGAUUGAACGAGAAACGAUGAAACAUGAUUCUCUUCUCGGUCAACGACUUGCGGAGAAGUUCAGGGCCAGACAUCCCUUGUAA